AUGGCGACCGAUGACAGACGAUCAAAUUUCAGGUUGCUAAGGACGUCUUUGAUUCUGGACCAAGGCAGCAAAUGCACUACUUGCUAUGGAGACUGUCUCAGACUGUGUACUUACAACGCGAGAACAGCGUCGACAGACUCUGACCUGCAUGCUCUUUUCGGAGCUGCAGAGCGUACCAAAUUUCACGUGAUUGCUCUGCAGGAGACCAAGUGCAGAAGGAGCGAUGGACCACAGAUGAAUUACGGUAGAUUCGUCAUUCGUGGAGAGAAGGUUCCGUCGCGAAAUGUAGGUGGUGUUGGUCUUGUUGUGCACCCAUCUGUCGUCCAUCUUUUCGAUUCUCACGAGAUCCUGUCACCUCGUCUGGUCAUUCUUCGUCUCCGCCCUCUGCGCCAAAAACCCAUCAGUAUCAUCAACUGCUACUCACCAACAUCAACAGCUGAUGAAUCCGAAUUGGAGGCGUUUUAG
Messenger RNA from Necator americanus (New World hookworm), 465 nucleotides. RefSeq lists its product as uncharacterized. The transcript has a single exon. Lineage: Eukaryota; Metazoa; Nematoda; Chromadorea; Rhabditida; Ancylostomatidae. The coding region runs from base 1 to 465 and encodes 154 amino acids. The record is from RefSeq and is a predicted model, not a curated record.